Molecule: messenger RNA, 357 nt
Organism: Cinara cedri
Lineage: Eukaryota; Metazoa; Arthropoda; Insecta; Hemiptera; Aphididae
Source: the annotation of a GenBank genome assembly
AUGGCCAUCGUCACUUACGAUGGAAACGACAGUAUUACAUUUUUUACUCACCUUAAGCAAGACGUACACGUCCUCCAUUUAGCCGGACGGGCUUUAGGCGGCAGCGGCGGCGGCGGCGGCAGCGGCUGCAGCGGCAGCGUUCUGGGCGACGAUGAUUCGCGUGACAUCCAGUCAUUAGCACGUCAUCGUCGGCGUGUGCACGUGACCGGCGGCGGUGGCGGUAAUAUUAUCGGGGACGGCCUCUGGGCAGUCUCGGCCGCGGUGGUGUUUCGGGGGCGCGGAGGCGAAGAACCGAACGAUAUGCGACCGGCGGCGGCGGUGCCGGAGACCUGUUGGACGGAUAGAGACGUCGCGUGA